Molecule: messenger RNA, 949 nt
Organism: Rhagoletis zephyria (snowberry fruit fly)
Lineage: Eukaryota; Metazoa; Arthropoda; Insecta; Diptera; Tephritidae
Source: RefSeq, a predicted model, not a curated record
CGGGCUUGGUCAUUCUAGAACGUGACUCCACUUAAAGCGGGUGUGCCAUCGUACCUAAUUGUACGCAAUCAACGCGAUAUUCAGCUGCUGAAUAGCGCGCGUGUGUAGUGUUGUAGUUGGUGGCUCAUUAAUUACGGAAGUGAAGACAACGAGGCAAAGCGAAAUAAACGUAAAAGUAAAAGUAACAAUACAAAAAUCACUAAAAAAAACAGCUAAGACCAGCAAAAUUUUGCCGAUACUAGCUACAACAACUGUUAAGCUAUUAAUCAAAUUUAAUAAAGGAAACAACAACAACAACAGCUAACAUUUGCAAAGAUGACAAUGUACGCCAAACAAAAUCGAAAAUCUAUUUUUAAUUUAAUCAUGGUUUUAACUGUACUAGUACAAGGAACGUUCGGUCAAUCGUUUUUACUCAGUUUGGGUCAAAAUCAACGCAACUUCUUUGCGGAAGGCAAUUCACGUGAAGCUUUUUUGACUGCACCAUUGGGUGCUCAACUAAAUUAUACGGAUCCGGUAUCAAACGUACAUCUGGAGUCACGUGACGAGUUUGAUGAGAACAACACAACGAUAAUUGUUAUUAAGAGCAUACGCGAACAAUCCAACGAAUUAUCGCAGACUGCCAUGGAUAUUAUAACGAUCGUUUGGUAUGUGGCCACAUUUCUGGCACUGGCCGCCUUCUUUCUGCUCAUGGCUUGCUCAGAUAGACGCUGUACGGAGAAUCGACGCAAUGUUUUGGACAAUGAAACACAAAUUGCCCCACCCACACCAUCGCCAUCGUACAGCGAGUUCGCACCACCCAGCUACGAGACAGUAAUCAAAAUGCAACAUGAUGCUAGAACUAGCGUAUUUGUUAUACCGUUUGGGCCUGGAAGCAAGGAUGUUAGCACGAAUAGCAAUGGCAGUAGUUUGCAUACACCACAAACAACACCAACAACGCCAGCGAUAAAUU